Messenger RNA from Cajanus cajan (pigeon pea), 786 nucleotides. RefSeq lists its product as uncharacterized. NCBI's taxonomy places the organism in Eukaryota, Viridiplantae, Streptophyta, Magnoliopsida, Fabales, Fabaceae. Gene Ontology annotation, cellular component: chloroplast envelope. The record is from RefSeq and is a predicted model, not a curated record.
UGUUCAUCGAACCGUAACUAACAAUUCGUGGUUGAUGACCUGAUAUGGCGUUUAUUAGGUUAUGCCAAAAAAAAAAGAAUUAAAAAGAGAUUUUAAGAAAAUCCAAUAUUUGUGUCUCUGAGAGCGUCAUUUAUCGCAUGUUUGAAGAGGAGGAAGAGAAGAGUUAAGGUUGAAGUAGAUUACUAAUACUAAUGUCGAAAAAAGGAGGUUCGUUUCAGAAGGAUGUUCCAUGGAGAGCAUCAUCUUCUUCCUUGAAACCUUUCCCCAAAAUUCACCACUCUCCACUUCUUCGCGUUUCCCACUCACCCCUAUCCGAUUACGCCGUUUCCGUUAUGAGGCAUCCGGACCCUAUUGGAAAUGGAUUGGGCGAUGAGGCCAUAGUGGAAGCGGCUGGUCCUGACUGCAUCGUACCUGGCCAGAAGGUGCCCCUCAAAUUACUUGGCCUUCAGGUGUGGCCAAUCCAUGUUGACCUGAAGUUUUUGGAACCCGUUGGGCGAGAACUUAAGUUGCUUGGAAAGUUCAUGGAUGACGCCGUCGAACUAAUGAACAAAUCAUUCAUAGAGCGUUGAUAAUAUGGACUGUGUAGAGACGAAGUAGCCACUAUUUGAAAUUUUUUAAGGGAUGAAAGCAUAGACAUGCAGAGUGACUGUAACAUUUGGCUCAUUUUGUACGUAAGAGAGAAUUGUAAUGUGAGAUAGUUUUGUUCGGUACUCAUUCCUCCCCCAUCCCCCUUUAAUUCCAAUUGGAAACUAUUUCUGGGAAUCAAAUUUCUUCUUUUUAGCCCCA